AUGGAGGAACAUAACCACCCUUCCAGUCUAUUGUACAUUCAUCCGAGCGAAAGCCUAGCGAUCUCUCUUGUUUCACCUCUCUUGGAGUCCAAUAACUACCAUGCCUGGAGCAAAUCUAUGUACACCGCCUUGAGUGCCAAGAACAAAAUUCAGUUUAUUGAUGGCACCGCCACCCCGCCACAAAAGGAAGUUGAUUCCUACCAUGCUUGGAUAGGAUGCAACAACAUGGUGGUCUCUUGGCUAGUACAUUCAGUUUCCCCUGACAUACGCCGCAGUAUUCUAUGCAUCUCUGAAUUACAAAAUGAAGUUGUCUCUCUAAAAAAAGGAGAAAGAUCCGUGAUGGAAUAUUUUACCAGGCUUCGUGUUAUCUGGGAUGAGAUUGACAACUUUCGCCCCGAGCCAACCUGCUCUUGUGAAGUCAGGUGUUCUUGCAACUUAACUUCAACGAUUUCCCAAAGAAAGCAUGAGGAUCACGUCCUACAAUUUCUUCGCGAAUUGAAUGAACAAUAUAGUAAUAUUCAGUCGCAUGUUUUGUUAAUGGAUCCUAUGCCUUCCAUUUCAAAAAUCUUUUCUUAUGUUGUUCAACAAGAAAUACAAGUUAUGAGCAAUAAUUUCCUCAACGGGCUGGAAAUUAAACACGUCGCUGUUGUGGUCAUUGUCACUUGUUCUUAUUGUGGCAAGAAUGGUCACAAUGAGUUGGUUUGUUUCAAGAAACAUGGAUUUCCUUCAAACAAAAAUAUCACUGUUAAGAAGAUUUGUUCUCAUUGUGGCAAAACUGGACAAACAAUUGAGGUCUGCUACAAGAAACAUGGGUUUCCUCCAGGUCAUAAAUUCCAUAAUAGCAAAAGUCUCAUGUCCACAAGCCAAAAUAUCAGGAAUGAUGACAACGAUCAAGAAGUACGCUUGACACAACAGCAGUAUCAAGCUCUCAUGGCCCUUAUGAAAUCUCCCAAUAACCCAGGAGUCCCAUCUACUAAUCAAAUAAGUUCUGUAAUAUCUGAUUCAACUAAUACAGGUAAAUCCAUUUUUACUCUUUUCUCUCAUGAAGGUAAAGAUAUUCUAUCUUGGAUUCUAGACUUUGGCGCAAUAGAUCAUGUUGUUUCUUCUCUUACGAACUUAUAUUCGUAUGAAAAUAUUACUCCUAUAACUAUAAACUUACCGAACGGUAUGAAAACUACUGCCACUCAUAAAGGAAUUGUUAAAAUCAGUGAAAAACUCUUCCUAGAAGAUGUUCUUUUCAUUCCAGAUUUUUGCUAUAACCUCAUUUCUAUAUCCAAGUUAGUUGCCCAUAAUCAUCUAUGCAUUAUAUUCACUGACAACACUUGUUUCAUUCAGGAUCUGAGCACCAACAACAAGAUUGGUUCAAUUGAGCUACAUGGAGGACUAUACAUUUUUAGUGGCCCAAUUGAGCUACAUGAAAGGAAACACCAACAUCUUCUAAAUGUAAUAAGAGCCUUGCUCUUCCAUUCUAAAAUUUCCACUCAAUUUUGUACAUAUGCUCUCAACUAUGCUACUCUUCUUAUUAACAUAAUGCCUACCCCUUUUCUUAAUAACAGUUUGCCAUAUGACAAAUUAUAUAACAAUGCUUUUGAUAUUUCUAGAUUAAGAGUCUUUGGUUGUCUUUGUUAUGUUAGUACUAUUCAUGCUAAUAGAAAGAAGCUUGACCCCUGUGCCAAGUCCAGCAUCUUUCUCGGCUUACAUCCUACUACUAAAGGUUACAUCACUUAUGAUCUUGAUACCCAUGAUAUUAAAGUUUCUAGAAAUGUUUUUCUUGAAAACGAAUUUCCUGUCAUUACCUCUCCUCUUGUUUAUGAUCCGAGUGCCUCAAUAUCGUUAUCUACUAACCCUUUUAUGUAUAAUGAUGACAAUGCUCACACUAUUGUUCCCACUGAAACAAAUCAUCAAACUCAUAUAGAAGAUGAAAAUAAUUCUCCAAGAAGAUCAACUAGAGUUAGAAAACCCCCUGCUUAUCUACGAGAUUUUCAAAUCUCUUCUUAUGGCACUACUCAAAUAAAAUACCUAAUUUCAAAUGCCUUAUCUUUUGAUAACAUAUCUACUACCUAUACAGCUUUCAUUUUUUCUCUAGACAACACUGCUGAUCCACAGAAUUACAAAGAAGUCGUUCAACACGAUCACUGGCAGCAUGCUAUGAAGGAAGAUAUCAUGGCUCUAGAGCAAAACAAUACGUGGACUAUUACUACUCUUCCUCCAAAAAAAAAAGGCCAUAGGGUGAAAAUGGUCAAACUAACUAGCGUUCGUUUUGUCUUAUCUCUGGCUUCAGCUAAGAAUUGGCACAUUCGACAAUUACAUGUCAAUAAUGCCUUCUUACAUGGUGAUUUAAGUGAAGAAGUAUAUAUGCAAAUACCACCAGGGGUUCCUACAACAGGUAAAAAUCAGGUUUGUCUCCUUCACAAAUCCCUUUAUGGUUUGAAACAAGCUAGCAGACAGUGGAAUAACAUUACCAUAAUGCUUGUUUACAUUGAUGAUAUCAUAAUUACUGGUAAUAAUAUUUAUGAUAUUGAUAACAUAACUGACCUGCUUAAUGACAGCUUUAGAAUCAAAAAUCUUGGCAAUCUAUCUUACUUUCUGGGUUCUGAAGUCGUUAGAAGCAGUGCAGGAAUUCUCUUAACCCAGCGGAAAUAUGCCCUGGAUCUUCUCAAAGAAACAGGGAUGCUUGAUGCAGCUCCUGUAAGCACACUAUGA
Vigna angularis (adzuki bean) is the source of this 2703-nucleotide messenger RNA. RefSeq lists its product as uncharacterized. Bases 1 to 2703 code for a protein of 900 amino acids. The transcript is spliced from 3 exons. Lineage: Eukaryota; Viridiplantae; Streptophyta; Magnoliopsida; Fabales; Fabaceae. The record is from RefSeq and is a predicted model, not a curated record.